Molecule: messenger RNA, 759 nt
Organism: Gongylonema pulchrum
Lineage: Eukaryota; Metazoa; Nematoda; Chromadorea; Rhabditida; Gongylonematidae
Source: the annotation of a GenBank genome assembly
AUGGAAGAGUCAAGCGCAGGCGGUUCAGGCCUCAUUGGCACCCUCGGACGCGCCAUUUAUGCGUUGAUCUCAUUAACAACUCGCACUAUCCUUCGAUUCGGCCUCACCACCGCACUGAUCGCGUCAGUUGUGAUCACGCUGCAUGCUGCCGGUCAGUUCAGCAAGCAGGCUGUGCAGCACAGACAGGAUGUUCUGGAUUUGGUAUACUGGCGUGAUCCGAAAAAAUCCGGGGUCGUACUUGGUGUUACGGUGCUUGGGCUGCUGGUUUUUGCCAAAUUUCCAUUGGUUGCUGUACUGAGCUAUCUCGGACUGGCCGUUCUCGGCGGUACACUCGGUUUUCGGCUUUACAAACUCUUGGAAUCACAGAUCAAGAAAACUGAUGGUACAAAUCCGUUCCAGCCGUACCUUAAUCGGGAAUUCCAUGUGCCGCAAGACAAGGUACAUCAGCAAGUGGAUGUGUUCAUUGAACAUGCGCAGCUGGUCGGCAACGAACUUAGGCGGUUAUUUUUGGUGGAGAAUAUCCUGGAUAGUGUCAAGGCAAUGAUUUUAUGUAUUACGAAUUGCAUUUUAGUUGUUUUGACGGUAUUCACAGUCCCGAAAGUAUACGAGGUGUACCAAGAGCCGAUUGAUCGCAAUGUCUCCGUUGCCAAGCAGCAUGUCGAUAAUGUGACCAAGAAAAUCAACGACAAAGUACCACCAUUCCUGAAGAAAUCGGUUGGUGCGGCGGCAGGCGAUGCAAGUCACGAGAAAUCGAAUUGA